This is a messenger RNA of Durusdinium trenchii, 2007 nucleotides long. The record is from the annotation of a GenBank genome assembly. Lineage: Eukaryota; Dinophyceae; Suessiales; Symbiodiniaceae.
AUGGCUGACCAAGCUACACGUCUGGAUGAUUUCCUCCUGGGUCGUUCGGGGUUGCACCGAGCAGCUGAGCAGGGCGAUGCGGCGGAGGUGCAACGUCUCAUCGAAGCUGGAGCAGAUUUGGAACUCCAGGACCAGACUUCUCUUCGCCGAAGACCUUUGCACUAUGCGGCCGAACAGGGAGACGUGGAGGUCGUCCAGCGGCUCUUGGCCGCGAAGGCUGCCGUGGAGGCGGAAGACGGUUUGUUCCGUCAAAGGCCCCUGCACUGGGCGGCCUACGGCGGCCACCGCCACGUGAUCGAGCGCCUCCUGGCGGCCAAAGCCGACGUGGAGGCGCAGACCGAAAGUGGCAACAGGCCACUUCACCUGGCGGCCAGGGAAGGCCACCCGCGCGUGGUGAAGAGACUCCUUGCAGCCAACGCAGAGGUCGAAGCAGAGAACCACGCAGGCGAGACGCCCUUCGACCGAGCCAAGCAGCGAGAAGAACGGACGGUGAUGGGCGUGCUGCGUCCCGUGCAUGUCCUGCUGAUGAGCGGACAAGACGUGUCUUGUGAUCCUCAGCCCGACCGCACGGUGCGGGAGCUCCGCGAGGAGGUGCAGAAAAAGUUGCAGCUUGAGAACACGAAGGUCCUAGAGCUGAUCGCAAGCUCUGGUGAGAAGUUGCGAGAUGAGCUGACUCUCAACGAAGCCAACGUGGAUUAUGGUGGCUUUCUAAGUGCUAUAGUUGCUCCUGGGGCGGUGAUGUCAGAGGACAUGGUGGAAGAAGUUGAGGAGUAUGCACCACAGAGUAAGUACGACUUGCAAGACCCAAAGCAGCUCAUCCAAUUUCUCCUGGAUGCAAACAUCGCUUUGGUGCGACUGGAAUAUUUGCAGGAGCUUCUUGCUGCAGGCCGAAGGUUCCUUCGUAGGCAAGAGGCAGAAGGUGAAUUUACAGCAGCUGGCCUUCCGGCACUUGUUCAAGCGUCAGAGCUGCAGAAGUUGGAGAUUGAUCCCCUUGGCAAUAUGAGUCUCUUUGUGAAGGAUCCCUCACCACGCAGGGUGACUGUGGUGAUUGAGUCCAUCUCUCACGCUUGGGAGAGCAUGGAGCAUCCAGAUCCGCAUGGGUUUCAACUGGACCAGAUCAUCCAGAGGUGUCCCACCAUCACAUCGACUCGGUCCGUAUGGCUGUUCUACGAUUUCAUGUCCCUGUAUCAGUACGGUGGCCGAACACCACCACAGGAGGGCUACUUCAGGCAGGCUUUGGAACAGAUGCACACCCUCUACGCCCAUGAGGCCAUCAAAGUACGGAUUCUGGAUGAGCUCACUCCUGAGACGUGGAAACAUCCAGGAACGGUGCUGGUUUUCUCGGAUCAGGCAGGCGGUCUCAUUGCCGUCUCCAUUGACCAGCUUAGAGCGAAUAGCACCCCGUAUUUGCUGAGAGGGUGGUGCCAAGCUGAACGCCAGUGGGCCCGGCUUCGGAUCUCGUUAGAAGCCUGUGUUCCCAUGCCGCCAGACCUCUUCCGUCGCAAGAUGGAGGAACAGGGGCUUCGUUUCACCCACCAUGAUGACAAAGAGACCGUGUUGAAGCUUCAAGCUCAGGUCUUCGCAGAAAAGGUGCGGACCACCAAGCAGCUGAUGGCAGAAAACUUGGAUGAAGAGGCUCUCAACACUCUUUGCGCCGCUUUGCCGUUCUAUGUCGAUCUGGAUGAGAUUGUGGUGAAUGGCAACGUAUUGCCAAGGAAUGCAGCUGUGGCAGUUGCCAAUACGAAUGCUCGCUCCUUUCAGAUGGAGUCAUGCGGGCUGAAAGAUGAAGAUGUCGAAGACAUUGUGGCCAGCUUGCUUCAUUGCAACAAAGUAGAGGAACUCAGGCUCGCGCACAACGACAUCGGGCACAGAGGCCUCCAAGCCUUACGAGAGUUGAAGAAAGCGAAGCCGGAUUUGUACAUCGAUGUACAGCUCGAUGACCAAGAAGUACGACAUGGAUAUUCUCUGAAUGCUUCCGCCAGGAUGACCCCAGAAAUGGCGAAUUAA